GCUACGGUUGUUCUUAAACAGUACGUGUGUUCCGUUGCGAGACUUGAAUACGCCGAUGGUUCAGCCACUUGGUAGUUAGUUAUCGUUAAUCAAAUUGAGCAAAAUUAUGUAGUAAAGUAUAAACUUACCAUAGUCAUGUCGGUGAAGAAGUUUGAAUGAGGUCCCAGGCGGUGAUUCUCGGAUGAACGUGUACGCGUAUCGGACAGUUCUUCCACUUUGACGUAUAGCACGAAAUGCAGUGGAAAUUGUGGGUUGGAUCAUUUUGCGUGGCCUGGUGCCCUGGUUGAGCGGAGUCUGGUAAUUUAGACCAUUCCAUUGGUCCUUAAUCUCCUGGGGCACUGGGCCAUGCAAAACGAACUAUCAGUAAGGAUGACGCCACUUCCUGUCAUUCCUGCCAACGGAAGUAGUUAAUUGAGCAAAAUGGCAACCCCUUAUGUUGAAGAUCAAUCUGGGAAAUACAUUGCUGCUACACAGCGACCUGAUGGAACCUGGAGGAAGCCUCGUAGAGUGAAGGAUGGUUAUACCCCUCAGGAAGAGGUCCCUGUCUACGAGAAUAAAUUUGUUAAGUUCUUCAAGGGCAAGCCCGAUCUGCCACCAGGUAUGAGCCCCGACAAUGCGGCCCAGGCAAGGCAGCAGCAGGGGAUCCCCGGCAUUGCAGAGAACGAGACAGCUGGGCUCUCCAAGACAGCCAAGCGAAACAUGAAACGCAAGGAAAAGCGCAAGCAGCAAGGCCCGGAUAGCAAUGUGGAAUCACUAACAAAUGCUGUUGAGACUAUAACGUUUGCCGAGGACGGUAACAGUGUGACGCCUGCAUCUAACCCAGCUGGAGCUACUAAUGACCCUUCAUCUGCAACAGCAGAAAAGGCCAAGAAGAUCAAGAACAUAAAAAAGAAGCUGAGGCAGGUUGAGGAGCUGCAGCAGAAACUGGACUCUGGGGAAAUCAAUCAAGCUACAAAAGAGCAGCAGGAGAAGCUUGGAAGGGCCAAAGCCUUACAGGACGAGUUACUGCAGCUUGAGGAGGAUUCAUGAGAUAGAAAAUGUUGUAAAAAUGGGCAGCAAACCAGUUGUGGAAGUUAGACUGUUCAAAAAUACAAACACCCAGUUCUAAAAGAAAUUGACAUUUACAGCUGCGUUGAUGAGCUUCCCUUGAACAGUUUCUGGAUAUUUGUUGAUAUCAGACAGCCAAUGAACAUGGCUUUUGGAAUAUCAAGUGUACAUAAACCCAACACUUCACGUGUUAUGUUGUUGACAAUAAGUGAUCAUGCUUUUCCCACACUUUGUCCAAAACCAAUUACCAAACAACAAUGAGCCAGCCAGGUGUUUUCUCUUCAUUUAAAAUGUACUUUUAAAACAAUUGAACUGAUUCCUUAUGCUUGGCUAUGAACUUAUUGGCCAUUCAAUUAUAGUUGUAAUAGCAUUUAUUUGUGUACUUAGUAUGUUUGUGCAUUUUGUAUCUUUAAAAAAAUAAUCUUUAUCUGUCAAGAAUAGCAUAAAAUAUUAUAUAUUAGUUAGUUGCAUUAAAGAUACAAAACUCCCCUAUUGAAAAGAAUACCUGUUUGUUGACCCAUCUCUGUACUGAAAUUAUACAUAUUUUCCCAAUGAUUGGAUUACUUCAAAUACAGUUUGAAUUUGUGUACAUAAUGAAGAGGUUCAUGGUUUACAACAUUGUAAACAACUAAUAAUGUAAAUCCCUGUGAUUACAGGGGAUAGAGAGGAUUGUGCUGUUUUUUGAUCUGAUUUCGGCAAUCAGAUAUGAUUAAAUGUUAGAAUGUGAUUCUGGUCCUCUUUGUAGGGAUUCGGAUUUGGUUAUCCAAUCUGACCUUUUAAUCACGAUUAAAUGUCGUUUUUCAAAGGCGAUUUGGAUAGUUUUGAUGCUGAAAUUCUGGAUUAUCUUGAUCUCACUGGAAGGGUGGUUCUAGAAAGGUGAAUGGCACUACAACCAAGACAUUUUAAUGUAAACUGAACAAAAAUAUAAAUGCAACAUGUAAAGGGCCGGUCCCAUGUUUCUUGAGCUGAAAUAAAACAUCUCAGAAAUGUU
Messenger RNA from Oncorhynchus mykiss (rainbow trout), 2038 nucleotides. RefSeq names its product partner of Y14 and mago A. Gene Ontology annotation, biological process: exon-exon junction complex disassembly. Gene Ontology annotation, cellular component: cytoplasm; exon-exon junction complex. The record is from RefSeq and is a predicted model, not a curated record. Gene Ontology annotation, molecular function: RNA binding. NCBI's taxonomy places the organism in Eukaryota, Metazoa, Chordata, Actinopteri, Salmoniformes, Salmonidae.